Rotaria sp. Silwood1 is the source of this 1155-nucleotide messenger RNA. NCBI's taxonomy places the organism in Eukaryota, Metazoa, Rotifera, Eurotatoria, Philodinida, Philodinidae. The record is from the annotation of a GenBank genome assembly.
AUGGAUUUGAAUAAACAAAUCUCAUGUUCAAUCGAUACGAUUAAAACUAAUAAAUUACUUUUACAAUGUAAAGUUUGUGAAACUGAUGGUGCACAACUUCAUUAUGGUGGAUUAUGUUGUGUAUCAUGUAAAAUGUUUUUUCGUCGAAAUGCAACUUUUGAUCUAGAUGCACAUCAAUGUGUAUUUAGAGAAAAAUGUGAUAUAACAAUAAAUAGUCGACGUGCAUGUCGUUAUUGUCGUUUACAAAAAUGUUUAGAAAUUGGUAUGCAAAGAGAAUUAUUACGUGCAUCACAUCAUCGUCGUAAAAAAAUAAAUGAACAAAUUGUUUCAUCAUUAUCAUCAUUAAAUACAAUACAUACAAUAGAUUUACUUUGUAAUGAUCGUUCAUUAUUAACUGAUGAACAAAGAUGUUGUCUAUCAAAUGUAAUUAAUAUUUAUGAUACAAAAUCUCCUGUUAAUCAUAUACGUUAUUUAUUAUCAAUACAAUCAAAACAUCCAAUGAAAAUGCGUUUAAAAAUGGCUAAAACAACUAUUUUAGAAAUAAUUAUAUCAAUGUAUCAAGGUAUACGUCCAUUAGUUGAAAUAUUACCUGAAUUUCAAACAAUGACACGUUAUGAUCAAUGUGAAUUAAUUGAAAGAAAUCUUUCAUAUGUUGGUGGUUUUAAUGGUAUUAUUGUAUUUCGUGAUGCUGAAGUUCCAUUUAGUACAGCAUUUAAAAAUGGUUUUCCUUUAAUAUAUGGAUCAACAAUUGUAGAUGAUGCUGUAACAAUUGCUAGACGUACUGAUAAUGAUGUUACAUUAAUAAAAUUAAUGAUACCAAUUUUAUUAUUUUCAACAUCAUGUUGUAUUCAUAUUCCAAGCAAUGUAAAUAAUAAUUAUCAAUUAACCGACAUUGAAAUAAAUUCAAUUUUUUUCAAUACAAAACGUCUAUUUGAUAUUCAAAAUACUUAUAUUGAAAUGAUGUUUAAGUACAUGAUACAUCGAUUUGGUUAUAAUGAAGCUUCAUUACGUUUUGCUGGUCUUAUUAAAAGUUUUCUUGAUCAAAGUAUGUGUACUUUUAAAGCGGCAGAUAUUCAAUCACAUGAUCAAUUAAUGAAAACCAUUGUUAAAGAUACUGAAGUAGCAUUACAAGUUCAAAAUGAAUCAAUGGAUUAA